Molecule: messenger RNA, 1152 nt
Organism: Parnassius mnemosyne (clouded apollo)
Lineage: Eukaryota; Metazoa; Arthropoda; Insecta; Lepidoptera; Papilionidae
Source: the annotation of a GenBank genome assembly
AUGGAUCUAGAAAAAUUACUAAGUUAUAAAUUUAAGUGCUGGAAACCACCUCCACCAAAAGUGACGAGUAGAAGCAAAUGUGAUAUUACACUGACAUGGACACUCGGAGAGCCGUUCGGUUUCCUCGGAAAUCACCUGUUGUAUAAACUGGAGAAGCAGGAGAAAAUUCCUCCCUGGGUUCUAGUGUACAGCGGUGGUAAAACGAUGAAAACAAUUGGAAACUUAGCUCCGCUACACCCUCAUAAAUUCAGGCUAAAAGUUAUCUUGAAGGCUUCCGCCGUUUCUUCCCUAGUCGUUAACGCUCUUAAUUACUAUGGAGAUGCAGAAGUUCUAAACAAUAAAUUACAAGAAAUCGGGAAUAUUAACAGCGAAGCAGAAAGGGAGGAAAUUGAUUAUGAAACAAACAAAAGUAAAUUAAAUACGAAGAAGUGGCUGGAGACGCAGUGGUCGGAGGAGUUGUGGACCAAUACAGAUACGGGUGGCGCGUCAGCUGUCUGCUUUUGUAUGGCGGUACGCUGUGGAUACGUCAAACAAUUGCAGACGAUGGUGGAAGAACGACCAGAGCUAAAGGACAUCGCUUCUACAAAUGGACUCACUCCACUUGCAAUUGCCAUCCUACAAGGUGACAUAAACACUGUUAGAUUUCUACUGCAAGCGGGCGCUGACGUGAACCUCGCUUUGAGCACGGGUCAGACGCCGCUUCACCUGGCUGUGCUAGAAGGACACUUAGCUAUAAUUGAACUCUUACUGGAAAAAGCAGCCGACUUUCAGGCUCGCGAUAUAAACGGAUUACGUGUGGAGCACUACGCAGUUGACUCUCGGAAUUUGGAAGUCAUUCGAUAUAUUCUGGAAAAAGAUGGAGACGUUAAAGUACGCGACAGCAACGGGUGGACACCACUAUUUAGGGCAAUUUGUCAGGGAGCAGAUACGGAAAUCAUAGAGGAGCUUAUAUCCCGAGGUAGUUGCGUCAAUGUGACAGACCGUGCUGGACUCACGCUUGCCGCUGCAGCGAGACUAUUGAAGGACAAUAUUGGCCGCAGACGCGACUCGGUGCUGCGACUAGUAGAUGCAAGGUUCCCGCAUGAGAAAGUACUCGCACACUUCACCAGGAUCACUAAGAAGAUAUCCAGUGUACAUUCAAUGCUUAAAUGA